CUACCGGACGCGUUCCAGAAUCGCUAAUAGGUAAUGCAAAACUAUUAGAAGAACGUCUCAAACGCUAUGAAGAUGAAAACGAUCAAAUUAGUAGUACAUCAACAUUAAUAGACAGAGUUACAUAUUUACGAAAAAAUCGAGAACAUGAUGUUUCAAAGGCAAUCACUAAUGUUGAAGAUUCUAUGAACGUUGAUCUCUGUUUCGUUUUAGAUUGUACAUCUUCUAUGGGUGGUCAUAUCACUGCAGCGAAAACUCAUAUAUUAAAAGUUGCUAAUUACGUUAACAACAAUAAUUCAAAUAUUAAAUUCUGGGUUGGCUUCUGUGGAUAUCGUGAUCAUAAUGAUUAUGAUCGUUUACAGAUUUUUGAUUUUACUAACUCUCUCAAGAAAUUUGAAUCAUAUAUAACUAAUAAAGUAAUGGCUAAAGGAGGCGGUGAUACACCAGAAGAUGUUCUAGGCGGUCUUGACGCAGCAAUAAAUAUGAUGACUUGGAGCAAUGCCACUCGUAUACUUAUUCAUAUCGGUGAUGCACCACCACAUGGUCGUCGUUUUACUGAAGGAACAAACAUACUAAACAAACAUGAUAGCUAUCCGAAUGGUGAUCCAUAUGGUUUAACCGCUGAAAGUGUGUUAAAAGAAAUGCAAUCAAAAAAUAUUUUAUAUCAUUUUGGAUUGAUUGAUGAGUCUACUGAAGUUAUGCUUGAAAUAUUUAGUGAAAUAAUUGGUGAAUUUCCUGUAUUUGAUCUCAUGACUACAGGAAGUAAUCCUUUGAUAUUAGUAGAUAAAUUCUGCAAGGCUACUUCUUCUGCCAUAUUUUCUUCUAUUACAUUAACCACUACUUUAAGAAAUUCGAAAAGUAUAUACGAUUUACAACGUAAAAAACUUGAAAUCAAUCCAUUCGAACCUGAUUGGACUAAACUUUCAGAAAGAACAGGAGAAAUCUUAUGUUAUGUUCCACCUAAAACUCUGGCUGAAGUUAUGGAUGAAUUUUAUUUUAUUAAUUUAAACUUUACUGUUCAAAACAUAUCAUUCAAGCUUGCUCCGCAACCAUUCUCUGUCGGUGCUGAACGGUAUGCUUAUUUCGCAUUUAAUACUAAACUUGGACAAGAUAAUAAAUUAGUGAUAAAAAAGUAUCACGAUAUUAAAGCAAGCUCCAUGGAACAGUAUUUGGAAUCAGUGGAAAUCUUUAGUAUUGCACAUUUUCUUUCAACAGAAUUCAAUAUAGCCGCCAACCGAGUUGGUAUCAAUAAGAAAGUUACAUUCAUUGAUGUAAAAGUAUUAUGUGAUAAGACAGAUUUCAAUUCUUAUUAUACUAUAGAAAAAUAUAUUAGUAACACAGAGUUUAAAAGGUUUAAUGUGAACAGUGGUAUAAUUACAGAAUUUCAUUCUAUUCUUGAGGCAUUUGCUCAUUUCACGUAUCAAUACACUAAAGGGUAUUUGGUAGUUUAUGAUUUACAAGGAGCAAAUCUUCAUAAUGAGUUUUUAUUAACAGAUCCUGCCAUACAUUGCGUUGAUUUAUUAAGAUUUGGAACCACAAAUCUUGGGAAGAAUGGAAUUCAGAAAUGUUUUUUG
Racocetra persica is the source of this 1571-nucleotide messenger RNA. The record is from the annotation of a GenBank genome assembly. Lineage: Eukaryota; Fungi; Glomeromycota; Glomeromycetes; Diversisporales; Gigasporaceae.